Eremomyces bilateralis CBS 781.70 is the source of this 792-nucleotide messenger RNA. RefSeq lists its product as uncharacterized. NCBI's taxonomy places the organism in Eukaryota, Fungi, Ascomycota, Dothideomycetes, Eremomycetales, Eremomycetaceae. The coding region runs from base 4 to 792 and encodes 262 amino acids. The record is from RefSeq and is a predicted model, not a curated record. The transcript has 2 exons.
AUUAUGGACUAUGUCGACGGUCUUGUUGCUUUAGAACACCGAGAGCUCAAAAUCAGCCCUCCCUUAACGUUCGGGACCCUGGAGCAAGAUGAGAGCUUUCGAAAACAGAUGGCUGGCAUCCAAGUCCAGCUCUCCACCUACAUCAUUGACGAAAUCGGCUGUCUGGCUCUUGACGAUGAAGGCAACAUAACUAUUGGCCGGGAUAUUGAAACUUGCAAAGGGUCUUGGGCAUCCGCCGUCGACUAUUACAAUGAUGCUGCCGACCAUGCCAUCUCCGGGACUUUGCGAGAGAUCGAGGAUGAUAUGCUGCAGUCGAGGUCCAGGACCUUCCCGUUGCUCUUUAAGGAGAUAGUGAAACGGCGAUGUCCUCGUUCCUCGGGGCCUUUCUGUUUAACAAAUCGGGAUUUUGGCGCCCAUAACCUACUUAGUCGACGACAGUUUCAACAUCAUUGCUAUGAUAGAUCUGGACGGUAUAAUGGCAGCUCCAAUUGGGCCAGCCGCACAGCUUCCGCUCUAUUCUGGCCAGCACGAAUCGCACCGAAUCUACCCCGAUACAAGCGCCUAAUAUUCGAACUGGAAAGAUCUGUCUUCAAACAAAUCCAAGAGCAGGGCGAGCCGGCCGAGUAUAUCCCACUCAGCUCAUACAUGCUGUCAGACACGGCAAGCGUAGUGCAGGGCCUGGCAGAUUACAAGUCCCAUCAAACCUCAGUCAGCGAUAAAUGGAUGGACUGUUAUGCGCGGCAUUUAAAGGAGAUUGACGGAGCUGUGACUGUCAAACUGCGAAAAAACUAA